Molecule: messenger RNA, 2891 nt
Organism: Lycium ferocissimum
Lineage: Eukaryota; Viridiplantae; Streptophyta; Magnoliopsida; Solanales; Solanaceae
Product: probable E3 ubiquitin-protein ligase ZFP1
Exons: 8
Coding region: 1475-2638 (387 amino acids)
Molecular function (GO): ubiquitin protein ligase activity
Source: RefSeq, a predicted model, not a curated record
UUUACUGCUUUUUCUUUAGUUUAUAGAACAUAUCGAAGAACAAUCUUUUUUUCUUGGUCGGUUAGAGCUUUUUCUUGUUAAUUAAUCUUGUGAAAGUGCAUGCAUUUACUUCCCACAAGAAAUUUUUUGUGGGGUUUUGCUGGAUUUUGUUUAUAUGAUCAUUGAUCACCAGUUUUUAUUUAUAUCUAACUCAAAUUUGGGGCUUUUGUUUGGUUUGGUUUAUAUGAUCAUUGAUCACCAUUUAGUUCCAGUUGUGGUGAAAUUUUAAAGUUUUUUUACUAGAGAAUCGAUUUUUUGGAUGGUAUAAAGGUAGGGUUUUUGAUUUAUUUAUCUUGUACACUUCUUAUUCCAUUUUAAUUAGUGAGUUUUUAACUUUUUAUAUCAGUUGGAUGUUAAUUCUUCUUGAAUAAUUCUUGAAGAUUAGUUUUUUAUGUCUAUAUCCAGUGUUCGUGUAUGUAUAUUUUAGAAUCAACUUAAAUGGGGACUCUAUAAGAAUGAUUUUCCACAAUGGUUAUGUACAUUGGUUGUUUAGAGGGGAAAAAGGUGAAAAAUUGAAGGUUUUAAAUUAUUUAUUUAGUCUCUGGCAUUGUUUUGUUUGAAUAAAAGGUGUCUAAAUGGAGCGAAAUGGUGAGAGAAAACACUUGGUGAUUUCUUUGCAUCUGCCGAAACAUUGGUAGGUAGACUUACUCGAUACCUGUGCUGGUGGGAGGUAGCAGGUACCUGGUGGAACGAUCGAGGUGUGUGCAAGCUGGCCCAGACACCACCGUCUCUAUGAAAACAAAUCCAGCCCUUGCUUGAUUUAAAAAAAAAAAGAAAAAAAAAAAGAAUAAGAAAAAGAAGAAGGAUUCAUAGAGUCGACCCUAACUAAUUUGGGAGUGCAACUUCUGGGCAUUGUUUUCUUGACUAAGGUGCCGUUUUGAACAUGGUUUGAAACCAUGGUUUGAAACCCCAAAUCAUGCCUUUUUGGAUGAUUUGGGAUUUCAUCCCAUGGUUUGAAACCAUGAGAUGAAAUCGCAUGUCCAAACGUUGGUUUCAAACCAUGGUUUCAAAUCGCAUGUCCAAAUGCCUACUAACAGUUAUUGAAUGGCGUAAUACAUAAAGAGGCCCUCAAACUUGGCUUCAGCCGGUAAGUAUGCCCUCCAACUUUGGGUGUGCACAAGUAGGCACCUCACCGGAGAUCGGCCAGUGACCCGAAUACAUUCGAUGAUGAACUACUUACUACCAUUUUUUCGGCCAAUUAAUGACAAAAACCACAACAGGCACGUAGCAGUUAAGCCAGAAGCAUACAAAGAUUACAGUAAUCCACAGAUUUUCAAAAACAACAAACACGUGGAUCACCAGUUGUGGUGAAAUUUUAAGGGCAAAAGAAUCAAUUUUUAGUAUGGUAAAAAGGGCUCUCCAGUUGUGGUGAAAUUUUAACGGCAAAAGAAUCGAUUUCUUGUAAGACAUUAUCCACAAGAUUGUACUUGACAUCAUGGUGCGAAGGAGUAUGUCAGACAAUAAUCACAUAAUUAAUGUGGGAGCAGAUCCGCGGAAUCAAGAGUAUAUCCAUCCAGAGCCUUGUGUGUUGUAUGGGAGCUUUACAUCUUUUCCACAUCCAAAUGUCCACACUGUAAUACCAGCUGCAGGAAACAUUGGAAAUUUCUAUUUGCACCAUCUACCAAACCAUCAAGAGGGCGCUGUAAUUUAUGGGAUGCCACCGUCCAAUGGGGUUCAACAGCCGCAUCCUGCCACCAAUGUUGCAGUAUUUGCAACAUCAUCAAAUCACUAUAACCCUUAUGUGGCUGCUCCAUCUACAGAUUUUCUAGUUCCAGUAAAUCAUGGGUUACAUAAUUCAUGGGCCUGGAAUCAGGCCGCUCCUUCACCCUAUCUUCCCGGUGGUGCCGGAGGCUAUGUAGAUGCUGGAUUUAUGGCUGUGCAAGGUUAUCAAGUAACUGCCAGCAAUGGAGGUUUGAAUAGUUUUCUGCAUGCACCGCCUAAUAUGCAAUAUAUGGGAGGCCACACUAUGAGCUUCUCUCCACAGAUGACAGCAUCUUCACGCGUCUACCUGCAAAAUAGCUCGUCCAAUAACUCUAAUAAUCUAUUGCGAGGUGUUGUACCGUUCUCACCAACUGGCUCUAGGUUGUACAGACCUCAUCCAAGGGAAUUCAUGCCUGAAGCAAAUACUCGACACCACAACCUCCCUAACAUGAGAGUUUUGCCAGAAAAUAGGGUGGCAAUGCUGGAUGUUCCAGCAUACCAUGAAGUGGGUAAUGUUGUUGAUCAGUUCAGAGAUAUGCGUUUGGACAUAAAUCACAUGUCUUAUGAGGAGCUUCUUGCAUUGGGGGAGCAUAUUGGCAACGUGACAACGGGUUUAUCAGAGGAAGCUAUUGUCACCAAUUUGAAAACGAGGAUAUUUUUGUCUACCGAGACUCCUUGCGCUCUGGAAAGUGUUGCAUGUCAAGAUCACAAAACUGACUGUGUCAUAUGCCAGACUGGUUACAUCGACCAAGAUAAGAUUGGCGUUCUUGAGUGCGGGCACGAGCAUCAUGAAGACUGCAUAAAGAAAUGGUUGGUUGUGAAGAAUAUUUGCCCCAUCUGCAAAUCCACAGCAUUGUCCACAAAGAAACAGGUAGAUGGGAGGUCGAUGAAUAAUUAAAAUAGUGCAGGCAUUCUGUUCUCUUGUUAAAUGUUUAUUCUCCGAUGAGGAAAAUGUUCCUGAAACUGUAUUAUAAAUUUUGUACAUACUUUGUGCCGUAGUCCAGCUCUCCUAAAACUUUUUUCGUUGACCUUAUCUUUGUGGAGCUAAAUUUGUCCAGACUUGUAAGUUUUGUUCUGCCGUAUAGACGUUCCGUUUCACCAUAGCUUCUUUACUCUUGUAUUUUUCAAGCUUGUUUUGAGAAACAUUUUUA